UCGGUGUAGAAUUGCGGAAUUAAAGUAUCUAAGAAGAUGAAAAGAGUCGAUUUCGUGGCAUCGGCUCAAUUCAACAUAAAACUCCUUCAUUUUUUUGGAGUAUGGGUGACUCCAGAUUCAUCCCUUCUGUACCGAAUCUACGCAUUUUUCAUGCAAAUAUUAAUUGGAUACACGUUCAUGCUGAAUGUUUGCCUCAUUUUGCCGACGCAACACGAUUUGGAAGGAUUUAUGCUGAGUUUGCCCAUCUCCUUGACUAUGGCUGGAUUCGUCAUAAAGUUGGCAAAUUUAUAUGUGAGAAGAUACCAAAUCAAGGAUUUCUUCACUCUACUCAAUUCGAAUGAAAGCCAAGUCUAUGGCGAAGAAGAGUUGGAUAUAAUCCUCCGUGCAAACGAGGUUGCAAAAAAACUUAUAUACAUUUGGUUCGGGAUAUUUUUAACCGCUGGCCUAACUGCUUUAUCUCCGAUGAUCUCGUUUGACCCAAAAGUCCCUUAUCCUAUAUUCUAUCCAGAUUGGCGUGAGGGUCCUAAAAUGUUUUAUAUAUCGUGUGGAUAUCAGUUGAUCUGCGUGUUUAGUGCUAGCCUGUCUAACGGAGCCAUUGAUGCUUUCAUAUCGUACUUUUUGGUGGUUUUGGGUGGAUUGAUUGACGCCCUCCGUUGGAAGCUGAGCACUUUGAAGAAAACUGAAAAGAUGGACGAUGCUAUGGCCAGGAGAGAAUAUCUAGGGUGUAUCAGCCGACAUAAACAUUUGCUGAGGUUAGCCUCAGAGCUCCAAAGUGUCUUCUCAACAGUGACCUUUGCUCAGAUCUUUCUAUCGAGUGUGAUUGUAUGUGGACUUCUAUUUCAACUAUCUUUACUGUCGCCACUACAAGAUCCGAAAUUGUUCUUUAAACUAUUGAGUUUUGCUUCAGCAAUAUUCAUUCAAAUUUUCAUUCCAUGCUACACCGCAAAUGAAGUCCGAAUCAAAACUGAAGAAUUGAAGUUAAGCACGUACAGCUCGGAAUGGUCGGAGAUGCCCCAGGACACGAAGAAGAUGAUUAUCAUAUUCAUGCAACGACUGCAGCAUCCAAUUCUUAUAACUGUCGGUGGAAUUUUGUUCCUUGGAAUGGAAAAUUUCAUGGUGGUCUUACGGUUCUCCUAUUCUCUAUAUUCAUUACUUAGGAGAGUACAUUCGGAAUAAUCAUUUGAUAAAUUGACACGCUGAACAGGAUACCGAAAACGUCUAUUGGAAUGAAUGCAUAAAGUUACCCCUUUAUAGACUUGCACUCAAUGCUAUCACACUCUUUGUUGUAAUUGGCAAUAAAUGUUGUUAAUUGCUCUGAAA
Messenger RNA from Hermetia illucens (black soldier fly), 1320 nucleotides. Its product is annotated as odorant receptor 94b-like. Gene Ontology annotation, molecular function: odorant binding; olfactory receptor activity. The coding region runs from base 37 to 1176 and encodes 379 amino acids. Gene Ontology annotation, biological process: detection of chemical stimulus involved in sensory perception of smell; sensory perception of smell. The record is from RefSeq and is a predicted model, not a curated record. NCBI's taxonomy places the organism in Eukaryota, Metazoa, Arthropoda, Insecta, Diptera, Stratiomyidae. The transcript has 3 exons. Gene Ontology annotation, cellular component: plasma membrane.